Messenger RNA from Laccaria bicolor S238N-H82, 1554 nucleotides. RefSeq lists its product as uncharacterized. The record is from RefSeq and is a predicted model, not a curated record. Gene Ontology annotation, molecular function: protein binding. Lineage: Eukaryota; Fungi; Basidiomycota; Agaricomycetes; Agaricales; Hydnangiaceae. The transcript has a single exon. The coding region runs from base 1 to 1554 and encodes 517 amino acids.
AUGUUGCCAUCGAACCUGGCCAUCUUUACUGACCUUCCGCACGAGCUGCUCACCCAGAUCAUAAAUCCACUCGACACGGAGUCGAUCUACGCCCUUGCGAAGACGUGCAAGACCCUCCAUUUCUUCGCUCUGCCUCUCUUUCUGUCACGAAAUAGCAUUGACAUCAGGACGCAAUUUCCUGAAUACGUUUCGAUGUCGUGCCCUUCCAAGGAGGGUUUAAUUGCCCUCGGGACAUCUCUGCUGGCCACAAAUUUGCGAAAUAUUCAGUAUCGUUGCAUCACCAACGACGCGGACAGGCUUUUCUACGAUAUCCGCGCGUUGCGGAGGUUGCUUGCGCGCUUUCCCUCGCUGCACACCUUUACUUGGGCACACUACCCAUCGUCUACUCCUAACGAUGCUAAACUUGAUAUGCAGAAGUGGAGCACGGAGUUUUCCGCUCUCGUGGACGCAGCACUCCAGAAGUCAUGCAAGGACCUCUGUAUAGAUGGAAGUGACACCCUCUUUUCGCUUUCUUCGGAAGAGCCGAAUUUGCGGGAGCUGUCUCCUCCGAAAUCCUGGAAGAUUUCAUCAAACACGGCACGUUGGAAGAUGUUGUCAAUUUUUUCGAAAACCAAGAAUCAACCUUUACCCCCCUGUCCUCCACCUGCCCCCCAAUGUGCCUCAUUUUACAUUAUGUCUUCGAUGCUCCUCCACCCCCAGUUGCUUCGUUGGUUCCAAUCUACUCUCCAAGCCAAUGCUGGGGCCAUGACGCAACUGGCAUUCAACAAAGUCGUCGUCAGCUCCGCCACCUGGCAUCAACUCCUUCCCACCCUCACCUUACCAGCGCUGUAUAGCUUCGAAUGGAAUUCUGGUGAUCACUUAGCUGACGGAAAGGGCGUGGCCCUCGAAGAUAUAGAAACGUUCCUCCGAUGCAACCCCUCAAUUGCUUCGCUGACUCUCUCUGGAGUUUUUAUUCCUGAUAAAACGCCUCAACUUCGAAAACCUAUUCUUCCUCAGCUGCAGAUCUUAAAUGCACAUCCGAAAUUCAUAGCGUGGAUCCUUUGCCCCAAAGUCCCGUUUCAACCGCCCGCAGCUGUGACACUGUUAGCAGAGUCUGGCGACUUUGAUUACGACCAAUUCGACGAAGCGCUCUCAGCCAUUGCACUCAGCCACUCUUACACGAAUACCCCGCGCCUCGGCCUCAACUUCUCUUCCAAGACAGGGGUGCACGAGUGGAUACAAAAACACAUUUCGAAUUCCACGACUGUCGCUGUUCAAGGCUCUGUCAGCAGAUUCAUAACAAAUUUCACGAUGGUUGAGGAUCUCACUCUUCACACAAAGUUUUGGAUGACGUUGAAUGAUGGGAAAGAUCCCAUUGUGCAGCUACUCCCUCAAUUUUUGGCUCUUUUCUCAAGCUUAGAGAAAGUUAAUUUUGGGGAGCAACCAUUCUCGGCGCAACAGAUUGACUUGAAGGGGUGUAAAGAUUUGUUGAAGAAGAUCAUGUCACUCUGUCCGAGGUUAAAAGCGGUGUCAGUCAAUUACGGCUCCAUUGAUCUAACAUAUCUCGAUGUUUAG